CAGUUUGCAGAACUGGAGACUUAAUUGACUAUGUCUGGCCCCAGACUCAGCGAAGACGGCCUCGAGAAGCUUAUCGAAGCAGCGAGAGGCGGCUCGAUUCCUCUUAUGCAGCCCGCAGUUGCACUGCUGAAAUCUCAAUACACGCCUGCCCUCCUCGAUGCGAUCCUACACCACCUCACCCCUGAGUCAGCUCAGGUAACCGCUGACCGGUACAGGACAGACCACCCCGACUACAAACCGGAUUUUGCUCUGAGGCUGACCUGCUUACAAGGGGUGAACAUGGCCAUUACUGUAUACGAGGAACGAGAGGACGUCAGGGAUGAAAUCAGGGUUCGUCUACAGGAGCGCAUUGCGGGUAUCGCCUCGUGGAUCCUCGUCGUCCAGUUUCGAAACCCGAAGCACCUCAGGUUCCAGUCCAUGGUGCCCAACGGUCAGCUCAAGGAGCAGUUCGUGUACUACGUUUACAUGAUGAAGAAUCUAUCGGAUCUCCAUCCAUCCCUCAGGGAAGCUAUGGUAUCCACACCCGUCUUCUUGGACCUUCUCCUGUACUUCUGGCACGCCCAGACGGCAGAAGGCGAUCCUUUCGUCCUCUUUACCGACCGGAAGCCACGGGAAGAAUGUCUCGUCGUACAUCUAUUCAAGACCUUCCUUCAACUUGAAAAGGAGGUUAAGCCGUCUGUGACAAUCUUGGAUCGGGCGCUGGACGGAGGAUUCUGCGACGCGUGGUCACUAGUGGAGGGAGCGGCCCUUCGCGCGAAACUGUGUUCUUUAAACAUCACCACUCUCAACUCGAACUACCCAGAAAACCGACUCGUCAACCGCUGCUUGUAUCUCACCUCCCUGAUCGAUAUCUGCAACAUAUUCCUCGAACACCCCCAAUUCCAUCCCAUCACUUUCUUCGAGGCCCGAUGCUUCGACGCCUUUGUCGAGCUCAACUACAACAUCGUCGCCCAUAUGUCUCCGAUCGUCUCCGAAUACUGGCUGCUGGAGCUCUCCGGGGAAUGCCUUGAGCAGCAAAGUUCUAUUCUGACGAUGGCUGUAAGCUCGGACUACGCACCCAUUUGGCACGUUCAAAAUAUCAUCAAGGGAGGGCUACUUCACGCGCUAUUCCAUAUCCUCCGAAAGAUCGACUCGUCCAAGGUUGACCACGCCAUCAACAACGUCCUGAGAAUCCUCACGGCGUAUGCCAUCUAUCCCAAGGUCGCACGCCAGCUACAGGUCCACUUCAACGGGUCCAUUCCGCACCAGAUGAGGUGCGGACUCGCCAUCCAGAAGCUGUGCGGCCGAACCUGGACCGGAUUCAAGACAUGUGUCGAUUUCUUCACCAAGAUAAUCCAAUCCACGCGCUGGGUUCGGGAUGAGCUUAGCAUCUGCGACAAUCUCCACCAUCACGAAAACUUUGAGCCGAGGGACAGGUACAAAAGUAAGACCUGCGCCGGAUGUACCUCGGUGGCGUACUGUUCUUCGCUGUGCCAGAAGGAGGAUUGGAAACUUUUCCAUCGCUAUGAGUGUAAAACUGCGCGCGCUGGCUACCUCGACCUCAAAGAAUUCCGCAAACAAUACCGCCACCGCUACCGAGCAUCGCAUCUGGCGCUCAUGAUUGCAGUGUACCAGAAGAACUGGCACUGGGUAGAAAGUGAGACCAGGAACAUAAUAGACGGACCCACAGCCCGGCACAACGUCAUAACCGCGCGUCUCCCGGAUCCCCUCCCAGAAGGCAGCGAUCGUCGGUUCGAAGCCAUCGUCCGACGUCAUGCUGGAGACCGAUCUUCCAGGUUGGUCGAAGGAAUGUUUCUCUUGGGAAGGGAACAAGUCUGGGUUCUGGCUGCUAUCAAACCCGUUGGUGUAUUGCGGAAUGGACUCCCGCGAUUUACCGUUAUAAAUAGUUAUCUUAGGCUCGUCUCCAGCCGCUACGCCCUUCUUAUAUUCCUGCUACCUACUAUACAUACUGUGACCAAGGAGACUGGUCACGAGUCUAGGUUAAGCUGUAUGAACAAGAAUUUCAUACAGUCUGAGAUUGGCUUUGUCCUGGAAAAGUGGCAAAGCUACGAACUUGACAUCCUCCCCGACGAAUCUGACCACCACGUUUGCGUCGAGCCUGAUGCCAUCAGCCCCCCUCGGUUGAUCGAUUUCGCUCGUCGCUGUUGA
This is a messenger RNA of Coprinopsis cinerea okayama7#130, 2148 nucleotides long. RefSeq lists its product as hypothetical. The record is from RefSeq and is a predicted model, not a curated record. The transcript has 6 exons. Lineage: Eukaryota; Fungi; Basidiomycota; Agaricomycetes; Agaricales; Psathyrellaceae. The coding region runs from base 31 to 2148 and encodes 705 amino acids.